This is a messenger RNA of Nomia melanderi (Alkali bee), 6301 nucleotides long. RefSeq names its product integrator complex subunit 4 (gene IntS4). Gene Ontology annotation, biological process: snRNA processing. The record is from RefSeq and is a predicted model, not a curated record. Lineage: Eukaryota; Metazoa; Arthropoda; Insecta; Hymenoptera; Halictidae. Gene Ontology annotation, cellular component: integrator complex.
UAGGAGGUCAUUGUAAGAAUAGAGUUAUACACAUACAUUAACAGAAAUAAUGUUAACCUUCGCUUCUAAAACAUGAAUGCUAUAAUUAUGGGAAUCGUUAAGUAUUUAAUGAUAUCGUAAUCGAAUUAAAAAAGGUGAUAGGUUUUAUUCUAAAGUAAAAAAUAUUCUAUUAAUAAUAAAAAGAUUAAUUUUGUAGAAUGUAAAAUAGUAUCGUUUAAAUCGAUAACGAAAAGUUCAAGAAUAUUUUCAGUGAAUAUUUGCGAGUUAAAAUAUACGAUCAGCUGAUGUAUCAUAACCUUACAAUUUAUACUUUCAAAUUUGUGUUUCCCAAGCAAUUUAAAGUGUAGAUAAUAUUUAAAUGUUAAGAAUAUAAGUAUUAUUUAUGUAUAUGUAUAUAUUCCGAGACAUUUUAGAAAAAGAGCGGAUAUUAAUCUUUAUGUUCUACAUAUACAAAUAUUUAAAGGGUACAAUCUAGAUCUUCAUAAUAUUAGAGAACAUAACCUGAAUCUCUUGUUGUGAACAAGUGUAAUACAUUUUAUUGAUAUGGCAGCUUUAAUGAAAAAACGAGUUUUAGCUGAAUUUACACAGAAUCAGGUUGUAAAUGAGCCGCCUUUAAAAAGGUUAAAAACAUUACGUCUAGCAGCUGCAUCAGGAAGUAAAAAUGGGACAGAAGGCAGUUCUGCCUUAGCUUAUAUAGAGUGCCUUGAGAAAUGUAAAUGUGGCAAUGAUGCUUUACAACUUCUAGUCCGUAUAUCCGAUACUAUAGUUUAUAUCUCGCCAGAGGAUGUUCCUUCAGUUGUAAAAAAAUUAUCAGAGAGAUUUGCCAUUGAAACAGAAGCAGCAGUUCGCGCCAAAAUACUUUGGAUAUUUGCAGAGUUAGGAGAAAUAACACAUGAUUCCACAGAAAAGACAAGAAUUGUCAGUGAAACUGCAGAACUUUUAAAAAAUGAAGAAUCGCAUAGAGUAAAAAGCCAAGGCUUAGCAACAUUGUUGAAAUUAGGAGAUUAUCAUAGGACCCUUGUACUAAAAAUCGCUCGUGAACAUUUACCAGAUACCUGGCAUGGUGUUCAAACACGUUGUCUUUCUAUCAUUGGUAGAUACUUGACUGCAAAUACUGCAGAUGAUACAUUAAUAUUUGUUGGCAAUUAUGCACGUUCUCAAGAUCCCAGAGUUCGUGCUCAGGCAUUCGAAACAAUGGCAGAGCUUCAUUCUCAUAGAGGAUGUAGAUUACCUGCAAGUUUCUUUGGGGAAGCAUGUGCUGCACUUAGGGAUGAUUAUGAAAUUGUCCGGCGUGCUGUCUUAAAAUUAAUAUGGCUUUUAGGAAGAGAAUAUCCUGAGAAUAUGAUUAUGGGUUCAGAUGGGGAAGAUACACGUAUGGUAGACUGUGCAUUUUCUCAGAUUUGUAGUUUUAUGGGUGAUCUGUCCCCAAGAGUCAGAACCUCAGCAAUGACGCUUCUAGGCUCAAUGACAGGUGUAUCACAACGAUACAUAGAACAGGCAUUAGAUAAAAAGCAAAAGAUCGUAGAAGCAGAUAGGCCAGAAGUCGAAGAAAAAAGUGGAUCUUGCGGUGCUUUUAUUCACGGUUUAGAAGAUGAGUUUCUGGAGGUACGAACAGCGGCAGUUGAAGCACUUUGUACUUUGUCUUUGCAACAACCAAACAUAGCUAGGGUUGCUUUAGAAUUUAUGGUGGAUAUGUUUAACGAUGAAAUUCAAGACAUAAGAUUGAGAGCUAUCGAGUCAUUAAGGAGAAUGUCAGCGAGCGUGACGCUUCGCGAGGACCAAUUGGAAACAAUAUUAGGCGCGCUAGAAGACUUUUCAGGCGAAGUACGAGAAGGUCUGCACGCCACGCUAGCUGCCAGUCGGCUUGCUACAAGAAAUUGCUUGUACAUGUGUGUAAAUCGUCUACUGGAAAAUUUGAGUCGUUACCCACAAGAUAGGGAGAGCAUUAGAAGUUGUUUGGCAGCCCUAGGGGCCUCGCAUCCAUACUUGACGUUGCCUUUGGUACCUCAACUUCUCGGUCGACAUCCGUUUUUCGAUACACCAGAACCAGACGUAGAUGAACCGUCCUAUGCAAGUGUGCUGGUAAUGAUAUUCAAUGCAGCGUUGCAUUGCCCAAGCAUGCAUGCUCUUUUCACAGAGCAUACAUCUAAACAUUAUCACUACUUGCGGGACACAAUGCCGCAUUUAGUUCCUCGACUACGACCAGCCAUAACAAGUGGGCCCGGCGUUGAGAAAGAAGACAAAGUCGACGAGGAGACCGAGCGUGGAAAAGAGUUUCUAGAAAAGGUGGUGACAGGCGUCGAGAAUGCAAGGCCUGGCGGUAGAGUUCAUACUCAGCUCUUAGAAGCUGCUGCCAUCGAUUUAGACCGUUUGGCAGAAAUGGACUAUCGCAUGGAGGGUGCGGCACGGUUCACCGCCCUCUACAUACGAUGCUUAUUGCUUUUGAAAUCCGUUUUGAAGGAAUUCUCGAUAACGUCAGCGAAUUCAGUAUCAACCAGUCCAUUUCCGAAUACAACGACCAAUGUCUCGGUUCUUCUUCAGAACACUCAAAAGUUGCAACGACUGUUCAGCGGAUUAGGAGAGACUGACAUGAUGUUAGCUGUUGAUGUGUGGUUAAAAGCUUUGGCAGUUGAACUAAUUCGAGUCACAAGAAGCGUAACCGGAAGAAGUGCUCUUCCAUUGACGAGAUACUUUCUUUCUGAGGCUGAUACUCUACCUCAAGAUACGUCUAAAUUACCGUCGUUCUCUAGGGCUCUAGUUCUUCAAAUCCCAACCUUAGCCGACGUAAAACCAGGAUCUUUAACGCGUUUGUUACUGCCAUUGCUUUUAACGCCUCCAUCGCAAGGGGAAGAACGGUUACCAAGGCCAUCGGUAUCUACGCGAUUCUGCAGAGCAAUUAUAGAGGAACCUAGAGGAGACGCGGAUUCCGCGUUGAAAUUCACCGGAGGUCUUCUGUUGGGCAUUCCGUUAACUGCAAAAAUAUUAAAUUUGAGGGAUCCUAGCAUACUGCGCGUUAAGUUAAGGCAUCCUGAUCAACAAGUGCAGUUACUACUGCCACGACAAUCUGAUCUCAGAUUACAGAACACAGAACAAAGCGAUUACAGAUUGAAGACCACGGUUCUGUUGUCCCAUCAAGUCUGGAUGGAAGCCUGCAACGUAGAAAUAUCCCUUGCCCUUCUCGUACCAUCGGCGGCUCUCGAUGAUCCGUGCGUAAUUGACCUUUGUAAACCGACUAAAGUAUCGAUAGCACCAAAACCCGUGAAGAGGGGAAUCUAACGAUAUUUUUUAUACAAUGAUACGUUUUAUACAAUGCUCGUUUCUUGUAAAUAAAUUCAAAAUAUACUAAAUCACAUUUACGGUUGUACAAUACGGUUUUGAAGAAUGUUAAAAUCAACAUCGUUCACUCUAUUUUUUGAUAAAAAAUAAUUAUAAAUACAUGAUCCGAGUAAAUUUAGAAUGUUAAAAUUAAAUUAUUCUCUCUUUGUAAGAAUAACUCGUAUGAACGAUCCGAAUGAUCACCAAUGAUCUGACUUUCGUUGAGUGUAAAGCUCGUGGACUACCGCCAACUUGAGAAGGAGCUUCCGCUGGAAAGGAAUAAAUAGAUUGAUUAAUAAAUUAAUAACCUCCUUGGUAAUAUGUUGAACGUAGCUUAAAACUAUCUGCUUACCUAUUGAAUGAUGGAGGUUUAUCAGGUUCUGAACUCUUUUGAGCUAAACUACUAAAACUAAGUUCACCUGAUUGAGUAGCUAGGGUUUCAAAUGUGUUGUUACCUCCCACAUUUCCAAAAACUUUCGACAUAUUAUUAUCCAUAGGAGUUGGAGCAGCUCCCAUGGGUGGUGGUGGACUUCCGAAAGCUAUUUCAGUUAAUAUGAUUAGAUUAGUUAUUGUAUUUAUGAAUAUAUGAAAGAUAACAGAAGAUCUAAACUAAUUACCUGGGGGAGUUGCAGCUGUUCCAAACGCUGCUGAUCCAAACGUAUCACCAAAAAUUGGUUUUGUAGAGCCAAAUGUCGGCGCUGAUCCAAAUACUGGUUUAGAACCGAAUGCAGGUGCUUGUCCAAACGCAGGUUGUGCACCUAAUGCAGGCUGCUCCAUACCCAACGGUGAAGCACUAGCUCCAAAUAUGGAUGUAGACCCAGGAGAAGAUGUACCUGGUGCGGUAUUAGUCGUACCACCACCAAAGAAUGAUGUUGAUCCCGAGUUUGGAGUUCCAUCGAAUAUCGAGCCAGACUUUUGAGUAUUAGUGUCAAAAAGGGGCUUCGAAGGUAUACCAAAGCUGUUCAUCGAAGAUGAAUUUCCUCCAAAGAUGGAACCAGAAGGAGACGCUUGAGUGUUUGUGCCAAAAAUUGAAUUGGUAUUACUUCCACUGAAGAUGGAACUAUUUGCUGAUGUUGUUGGCAUAGCGCCAAAUAUGGACGUGUUUGUAGAACUUCCAAAGGGCAUAGACGCAGGACUGAUGAUCGGUUUCCCAAAAGUAUUCGCUGCAGAGGAAACUGUCGGUGUACUUGGGAAUUGAGCGUUCAUCGUGAGAGCAGGUGAUUUUCCAAAAACUGAAGUAACAGAAGUGGUUGUCGAAUUAUCGAAGGUUAAUGUAGAUGCAGUGCUGCUACUAGCAGUGACAGGACUCGACGGGGACAAACUUGUAGCUGUUUCUCCAUAAGUAGGUUUUGAUAAGGAAGCUUGAAACGAAGAAACUGUACUAGAUGUUGUUGGAACCGUAGUUGUUGGUGUACUAGUUGUUGGAGUGGCCUUGAAACCAGAAAAUAUAGACAUAGGUGAUGAUGUCGUAGUUUGACUUCCAAAUCCUGUACCACUUGUUGUAACAGUAAAAGUAGAAGUACUUGGUGUAGUACUUGACAUUCCUCCAAACAUAGAAAUGCCUGAAACACUUGUCUGAUUGCCAAAUAAAGAAGCAGCAGUAGUUGUAGCGACAGCGGUAGGCGAAGCUUGCGCUGUACUUGGGAAAACAGGAAUUUUCGAUUCUGUAGAAGGUAUUUUUUCAAUGGUGACUGAUGGGGUAGUGGUGACAGUUUCUGUUGUAGGAGUUCCACUUGUAAGACCAAUAGACAUUUGUCCUAACGACAUUGGAAAACCAGAUGCUCCAAAUGUCGGUUUGUAAUUGAACUUUGUAUCCGUAUUAAGAUUGUUGGUAGACACAGAAGUUUGAUUAUUGGUUUGCAGUCCUGUAAGAAGACCUGGUAGAUUUAAUGAUUCCUGUGAUUGAAGUGCUGUUGUCGACGGUAUUUUCAAGUUAAAUGGACUUGUAGGAGUUGAUGGUUUUGAAGCAAAAGAAAACGUUUGUGCAACUGUUGUUUGUGGCAUAACAGUCUGUGAAGUACUCUUUACAGAUGUCGGAACAGUACUUGGAGUGGCAAAACUAAAUGUAGCUGCUGCUUCAGGUUUCGCUGGUGUUGUUAUUGUAGUCGUUGCUGUUGCUGCUGCAAGUCCAAAUUUCAAUGAAGCGUUUAAAUUAAUUCCUUGCAUUUUGCCUGAUGAUGUGUCUGUUGAUAAUACAUCUUUCAAUGUGCCAGUAUUAAAUAAAAUAGUUUCUACUUUGGGGGAGUCAGUAUUUAAUAUACUUUCUUUAUUAGGUUUGGCACCAGUUUCUUUAGAUGUAAAUUUCUGUACAGUGGAUUCCUCAGACUUUUGUAUUGGUGUACCAAAUGUAAUAGAAUCAACUUUAGGGAAAGACUUCAUUGAACUAGAUACAUUAUGAGUUGAAGUAUUAACUUGAUUAAAUGUAAUAGUAUCAUUUGAUUUACUUGUUUGGUGGGCAGUAACAGUUGUCACCGGUGAACUUAAUUUCUUCUCUGUCUGUGAAGAUUUAGCUCCAGCGGCAACAGGAAAUGUUGUAGCAUAAAUAGGUUGUUUUAUCUGUGCUUUAUUUUGCAUUGGCACGCUAGUUAUUUCGUUUGUACCGAUUCUCGCUACGAAACUAUUCAGAGAAGCUAGAGGACUUUGUUGUUUUGGUUUCUCAUUUGCCUGUUUAACAACCGGAGUCUGUUUCGAAACAAGCGGUUCCACCUUGCUUUUAGUUUCAAUGGGUGUAGUAUUUAAUGAAGCUAGAGAAGACAAAGUUGCCUCUAAACGAUGUUGAAUAGGUGACGGAUUCAUAGGUUUUAUAAUUCUUGGCGUGGAAGAAGAUAAAUAGUCUCUCAGUUUAAUUUGCUUCCCUUGAGUGAAACUCAAAGUUUUAGAAGCAAUAGCUUUGCAACGUGCUUCUAUAAUUCCUGCGUUUCUUGGCAGAGAAACAGAUGACUUGGAUGAUGUAAUACUUAAAUUCGACAGUGAACGAUUUAAUCCA